CCCCCCAAUUAUAUUUUCAAAAUAAUCAUCAAAUUUUUCUUUAAUAAACAAAAAUAUGAAGCAAAAUCAAUAAAAACGAAUAUUUAAAGUAGUACUGUGCAAAGAAAGGCAGUGAAACCCAGAGUUCACCCUUUGGAAAAAUCUGAAAAUAUCAAAAGGUGAUUAAAGUUUAAAACUUAACUCCAAAACAAUAGUGUCACAAAAAUUUACCAACAAACCUGUAUUCGCAGAAAAAAAACGCUGGCCACAAAAGCCAAGCACAAGGCAAGAAAAAAAAAUUGCGACAAGUAAAACCAGCUGCAAAUUUCCAAACCAUAACAAAAAAGGAAGUUUUAAAGAAAGUCGUGCUGCCUAGCAAUUAUUGUUGCCGCCUUCGCUGUGUAGUGUAGUUUAGUGUUGUAGAAGUGGACAAAGGCAGGCUGUGGCUAAAAGUCGAGAGCCCCCCUUAGCGCGGUGACUGUUGCGCUUCAAAUUUCCUACAUGAAAUUGUUGGAAUUUUUUGUGCGGAGAAAAGAAAGCGUUUGUCAGUAAAAUCCUAACCUACUCCAACGCCAACGGAAUCAAAUAAAGUGCAAUUCAAUCUUAAUUCAACCUUUCAAAGUAAAAUCAAAAAUCCAAAUAAAAAGUGAUAAAAAAUCUGUGCUAUACAAAAAAAAUACAAAAAAAGAAAAGGAGAAAAAUCCAAAAAAGAAGUGAAGCUAAAGGAAAAUUUACAAAUAUAUUAAAAAAAAAGGAAAAUCUCAAAGAAAUCGAAAUCAAAUAUUUGUGUAAAUCAAAGAGAUCGUGAGAAACCCCCCGUGGUGUUUUCCUCACUUUUUUCUCUUUCACUCUCUAUCUCUCCUUUUUUUUAUUUCCUCCAUCACGUUUUCUUUUUUAAUUCAAAUAUUGUGCUAAGAGGUUUAACGUUAAACUCCUAGCCUUAAGUAACAGUUUCCAUUUUUUUUUUGUUUACUUUUUCGUAACCAACAAGACUCGAAUUUUUUAUUUGAUUUGGAAAUUUUCUCUCUGAAAAAAAAAACCAAAGGAGAAACCCACAAAGAAACGAAAACGUUAAAGCAGGCGUUUGCAUUUUUAUUAAAACGCCAUAAGCGUUUGGUUUGCGCGCGCGAAACGCUUUAAACAAGAUUACAACCAGCCAGCCAUGGAUCCGCCCAUAGGCAAUGGAUACCGGCUGCCAACAAUCUGGAAAGUAACAUCGCCAUCAAACGCAACCACAAUGUGCAAUACGAAAUGCCAAGCAAAACGCAGCAGUGUCGUUGGCCACACCAUCGGUAAUCAAACAGUGUCAUCAAAAUCCCUCUCUAGGAUUAGCAACAACAACAACAACAACAUCACCAUCCAUAACAACAGCAGCACCCACCUUAAGCCCAACAGCAACAACAUCAAAAGAAAAACAACAGCGCCAUCAUUAGCGUCUGAUGUUGGAGGACAAGGAUACCUCCAACCUGGCUCAUCGGCAGCGACAAUGACAACUCGAAUGCGAAUGCGGCAUCGCGUCUGCAAUCUUAGUUUUGUCAUUGCCUUGAUGGCCGUUGUGAUUUUAAAUAAUGUCGGUUGCUUUGUCACCUUAACGGCGCAAGUGGCCGCAGCUGCUUCCGCCCAACGUGAAAAUACGCGCAUUCUACCAUUACAAACAGGUGGCUUAGCCGAUGGCGGUCGCAUCGGUUUCGGUGAUGGCAGCAAUAGUGGCGGCAUUAGCGGCAUUGUCACACCGAAUGUGCCAUGUCCUCCCGGUAUGUAUCGCUGCAAUGAUGGCAAAUGUAUAACAUCACUGUGGGUGUGUAACUAUCAAAAGGAUUGCGAGGGUGGCGAGGAUGAACAACAGUCGUGUCCUCCGCCUGAAUGUGAGGCCGGACAAAUAAACUGCGGCCAAUAUGUAUUUAAUAAAACCUAUUGUAUACCACCGCAUUUCCGUUGCGAUAUGACUGAGGAUUGUGAAGAUAAAUCGGAUGAAGCACAGUGCACUUAUAGAAAAUGUCAAACGACCGAUGUAUUUUGCAAUCAAAUCGGUGGUUUGCCGCCCUCCGAUGGCAGUCGUCUGUCCGGUCCUUGUGUGCCCACGGAAAAACGAUGCGAUGGCUAUUUGGACUGCCGCAAUGGUCGUGAUGAGGAAGGCUGCAAAGGAACUGCCUGUCGCCUGGAUCAGUUUCGCUGUGCCAAUGGCUUAAAGUGUAUUAGUGCUUCGUUGAAGUGCAAUCACAAGGAUGACUGCGGUGAUAAUUCCGAUGAACAAGGAUGCAAUUUUCCACCAUGUCAUCAUGGACAAUUCCGUUGUACGAAUGCUUUGUGCAUACCCUCGAACUUCUAUUGUGACGGCUAUCAUGAUUGUGCCGAUGAGAGUGAUGAGGCCAAUUGUACGGCGAUUGCAUGCCCCGAUAAUAAAUUCCUUUGUCCCCGUGGCGGUGUUAAUGGAACACCAAAGUGUAUAUUGAAAACCCAAUUGUGCGAUGGCAAACGCGACUGUGAGGAUGGCAGCGAUGAGGAGGCAGCUUGUUCCACCACCUCGUGUCCGGCUUUGAGCUGUGAAUACAAAUGUGGUCCUUCGCUCACCGGUGGCAUUUGCUAUUGCCGUCCUGGCCAAUCACUGGCUGCUGACAAUCGCACCUGCGUUGAUUUGGACGAAUGCUCGGAAUGGGGUCAUUGUGAUCAAUUGUGUACAAAUACCGAGGGUUCCUAUUCCUGUGCCUGCACCCAUGGCUAUACUCUGAUUAACAAUGCCAAAUGCAUUGCUCCUGAUGCCAAUAAUCUGCAAUUGAUAUUUGCCCAUGACCGUGCUGUGGUGCGUAUGUCCUCACAUGGCGGAGAUCCUCGCAUAAUAGCAAAUGCCAGCUCUGCCUCUGGCGUUGCGUAUCACUACCAGCGCAACACUUUGUAUUGGUCGGACAUUAAGACGCGUAAGGUGCAGAGUUUGCCUUUGGAUGUGUUUAGCAGUGCCAUACAGCCAUUGGAUUUGACAUUGCCCGGCACCUGGGCUCCCGUGGCCUUGGCUGUCGAUUGGGUGGGUGACAAGAUCUAUGUGGCCGAUUUGGUGGGCCAGAAAAUCGAUGUCUUCGAAUUGAGUGGAAAUUGGCAUGCUGUCGUCUUGGGUUCCAAUCUCACCGGCCCUGCCGACUUGGCUUUGGAUCCCACCGCCGGUUUGAUGUUUGUGGCCGAUGGUGGCCAAGUGUUAAAGGCUCACAUGGAUGGCACCCAUGCUCGUUCUAUAGUCUCCGAGGCUGCCUACAAGGCCAGUGGUGUUACCGUGGACAUUAUUUCAAAGCGAGUAUUUUGGUGUGAUUCCCUGCUGGACUAUAUAGAGACGGUCGACUAUGAGGGCAACCAUCGUGUCAUGGUCUUAAGAGGGCAACAAGUACCCAGUCCCUCACGUUUGGCUUUAUUUGAGAAUCGCAUCUUUUGGACCGAUGCCACCAAACAGGGUAUAAUGUCGGUGGACAAAUAUGCCGGUCCCACUUCCAUACAGGUCACCUAUAAGGCCAAAGAUAUACGCGAGCCCAAGGGUAUUGUGGCUGUACAUGCCCUUAGCCAGCCCAAGGCCUCAAAUCCCUGUGGCGCCAACAAUGGUGGCUGCAAUCACAUGUGUAUUGUCACCGCCGUCAAGGGAGCCAAUCAUCUGGGCUAUCGCUGUGCCUGUCACACCGGCUAUCAACUGCAAUCGGAUUUGAAGAAUUGCAAGAUUGUCAAAGAAUUCCUUAUGUACUCCCAGCAGCGUUUCAUAAAGGGCAAGGUUUUGGAACCCGUCAUUGAGGGCUUCAGUGAUGCCAUUUUGCCAGUGGUUUCGCGCAGAGCUCGUUUUGUGGGCCUGGAUUUUGAUGCCCGCGAUGAAUUCAUCUACUACUCGGAUGUCUUGCAAGAUGUCAUCUAUCGAGUGCAUCGCAAUGGCACUGGUCGCGAAAUAGUUUUGGCCUCCCAAAACGAGGGAGUUGAGGGUUUGGCUGUGGACUGGGUCUCCAAGAAUCUCUACUACAUAGACUCGCGCAAAGGUACUUUAAAUGUGCUCUCCACCCGCAAUGUCACCCAUCGCCGUACUUUGUUGAAGAAUCUCAAGAGGCCGCGUGCUAUUGUGGUGCAUCCCAAUAAGGGUUACAUCUUCUUCUCGGAAUGGGAUCGCCCGGCCAACAUAACCCGCGCCAAUACGGAUGGCUCCGACCUGGUGGUCUUCAAAAAUGUCACUCUCGGCUGGCCCAAUGGACUCUCCAUUGACUUCAAAGAGGAUCGUGUCUAUUGGUGUGAUGCUUUGCUGGAUCAUGUGCAACAUUCCAAAUUGGAUGGCAGUGAUAUUAGAACCGUCAACUCGAGACUCGUCAGACAUCCCUUCUCCAUUGUGAUACACAAUGAUUGGAUGUACAUAACCGAUUGGCGUUUGGAUGCCAUUAUACGUCUGCACAAACUUACCGGCGAACAGGAGGAGAUGAUGGUGCGAGAACCUCAGACAAAUCGUUUGUAUGGCGUUAAGGUCUACUCACAUGAUGUGCAAACCGUGUCGGAUACCCAACCCUGUCACUAUGACAAUGGCAAGUGUCAGAAGAUUUGCUUUGCGGUGCCACAAAAUGACACUGGCAAGCUGUUGGCCAAAUGUUCGUGUCCCUAUGGCGAGCGUUUGGCAGAUGAUCAGGUCUCCUGUGUGGUGGAUGAAAGUGCCGAGCCCCCAGUGCAGCCCUGCCCCAACUCCUGGGAUUUUACCUGCAACAAUCAGCGGUGCAUACCCAAGUCCUGGGUGUGUGAUGGCGAUGAUGAUUGUCUGGACAACAGUGAUGAGGAGCAGAAUUGCACCAAACCCACUUGCGGCUCCAAUGAAUUCCAAUGCAAAUCCGGCCGCUGUAUCCCCCUGAACUUCCGCUGCGAUCAGGAGAACGAUUGUGGCGAUAACUCCGAUGAAUUUGAGUGCGGCAAUGUCACCUGCGGCACUGCCCAAUUCGCCUGUGCCAAUGGUCGCUGCAUACCCAACAUGUGGAAGUGCGACAGCGAAAAUGAUUGCGGUGAUGGUUCCGAUGAGGGCGACUUCUGUGCAGAAAAGACCUGUGCCUACUUCCAGUUCACCUGUCCCCGUACCGGCCACUGUAUACCCCAAAGCUGGGUGUGCGACGGCGAUGACGAUUGCUUUGAUAAGCAGGAUGAAAAAGAUUGCCCUCCCAUCACCUGCUUGGCCAAUCAAUUCAAGUGCGCAGAUUUACGGCAAUGUGUGGAGGAGUCCUAUAAAUGUGAUGGCAUACCCGAUUGUAAUGAUGGCAGCGAUGAGCUGGGCUGUCCCUCCAUGGGCCCCAAUCAAUGCAAUUUGGAGAAACAUUUCCGCUGCAAGACUUCUGGUUUUUGUAUACCCAUUGCCUGGCAUUGUGAUGGCUCCAACGAUUGCUCCGACCACUCGGAUGAAGAGGAUUGUGGUCAAAUAACCUGUGCCCCCAAUUUCUUCAAGUGCAACAACACCAAUUGUGUCUUCAAGGCCUACAUAUGCGACGGCAAAGAUGAUUGCGGCGAUGGCUCGGAUGAAAGUGCCCUGCAUGCUUGUGUGCCUCCACCCUUCAAGUGUCCCCAUGGUCAAUGGCAGUGUCCUGGAGUAACAAAUCGUUGUGUCAAUACCACCUCAGUGUGUGACGGUACCCCGGACUGUCCCAAUGGUGCGGAUGAGGGUGAGGGUUGUGAUUUGGCCGAAUGUGAUCAUCAAUCGGGUCUGUGCUCCAAUGGCUGCCAGAAGACGCCACAAGGUGCCACCUGCGUUUGUCCUCCAGGUUCGGAAAUUGGCGAAGAUCGUUACACUUGUGUGGACACCAAUGAGUGCGACCCUCCCGGCCUGUGUUCCCAAAUGUGUACCAAUACCAAGGGUUCCUACUUCUGUUCCUGUACCGAUGGCUAUAUUUUGGCUCCCGAUAAGCAUCACUGCAAGGCGGUCAAUCACACGGCAGCCUUUUUGAUCAUCUCCAAUCGCCAUUCCAUCUUGGUGGCCGACCUCAAGGAUCAGGGCUUAGAACGUGUGCCCAUCUAUGUGGAGAAUGUGGUGGCCACCGCCUCCAACAUGCACAGUGGCACCAUCUUCUGGAGUGACAUGAAGCUAAAGAAAAUCUCCCGUUUGGACCGAGGCUCAGAGCCGCAAGAAAUCAUUACCACCGGCCUGGAUUUGGUGGAGGGUUUGGCCUACGAUUGGAUAGCCAAAAAUCUCUAUUGGCUGGACAGCAAAUUGAACACCAUUGAAGUGUCCGCGGAGAAUGGCUCGAAUCGUUUGGUUUUGGUGCGCGAAAAUAUUACCCAGCCUCGAGGCAUGUGCAUAGAUCCCAGCCCUGGGGCGCGUUUCAUAUUCUGGACUGAUUGGGGUGAGAAUCCACGCAUUGAACGCAUUGGCAUGGAUGGCACUAUGCGAGAGACGAUUAUCAAUACGAAAAUCUAUUGGCCCAAUGGCCUGACUUUGGACACCGCCACCAAGAGGGUCUACUUUGCCGACUCUAAGCUGGACUUUAUUGAUUUUUGUUACUACAACGGCACCGGUAGACAGCAGGUUUUGGCCGGCAGCCACUAUCUACUGCACCCGCACUCUUUGUCUUUGUUCGAGGAUACCCUGUACUGGACCGAUAGACAGCUGAAUCGUGUGUUGUCUGCCAAUAAGUUUAGGGGACACAAUCAAACAGUCGUGUCCCAUCUGAUUAGUCAGCCUUUGUCCAUACAUGUGCACCAUCCCUCGUUGCAGCCCAUGCAUCCCAAUCCCUGUGAGAAUUCCAAAUGUCAACAUUUGUGCCUGCUCAGUCCCUCGACCAGUGAGGGCUAUUCGUGUAAGUGCAAGCCCGGCUAUCGUCUGCUCAGCGAGGGUCGUUGUGUGGAGGAGGAGAAUCCUUUCCUUAUGGUUGUCAAAGGUACCCAGAUUGUGGAUAUACCCCUGAAUGGUGGAGAUGCCAGGGCUGGCUCCUUGGCCCCGGUCAUAGGCAUUGAAAGCAGCACCGGCUUGGACUUUGAUCGUAAGGGCGAGACCUUGUAUUGGAUCCAAGGACGCGAAGAUGAUGAUGAGAACUGCACCAUCUUCACCACUCCCUAUGGCGGAGGCAAUAAAACUCAAUUCCUCGGCUUGGAUAGCGGCAUUGUGGGAGCCCCCUACACCAUUGCCUUCGAUUGGCUGGGCCGUAAUCUGUAUAUGGGCAAUCGCAUUGCCAGCAACAUUGAGUUGGUGCGAGUGGAUGGCAAAAUCAAAUAUCGCACAAUUAUUUUGGCCAAUGAUGGCAAUCGCACCUCCGUGUCAAAGCCCAAACAACUUGUGCUCGAUCCCAAUGAGGGUAAACUUUUCUGGAUUGAUGAGGGAGGCUUUGGUGUGCCAGUGAAAAUUGCCCGCGUCAACAUGAAUGGUCAUAAUCCGGUGGUGCUGAAGGAAGAUGUCGAUCGCCCCGAGAGUAUCACCCUGGACAUUGAUAAGAAACUGGUUUACUAUUCCACCCAACAUCCGGCCACCAUUUGUGUCAUGGACUACAAUGGCGAUGACUUCCGCACUCUGCUCACCGAGGAAAAUGCCAUUUCGAAACCUCGCAGUUUGGGUGUGCUGGAUUCGCGUCUCUACUUCCUGGAUCCUGCCUAUGAGAACAUUGUACGUGUCGAUUUGCCACGCGGCGACAAUCCCAAGACCAUUGUGGACAAUGAGCCGGAACUCAAGAGCAUGAUGAUCUAUAAAAAGCGUCCCAUGAUGCAACAUCCCUGCCAGAACGGCAAUGGUGGCUGUGAGCAUAUCUGCAUACCCGAUGAGGGUGCCUCUCGCUCCUGUGCCUGCGGCAUAGGCUACCGCAAAGAGAACGACAUCAACUGUUUGGCCUACAAGACCUUUGCAGUGGUCUCCCAACUCGAUGUCACCCGUGGCUACAGUCUCUCCGAUAGCUCCGAGGCCAUGGUGCCCAUCAGCGGCACCGGCCAUCACAUCUUGCAUGUGGAUGUGCUCUUCCGCGAACAAUGGAUCUACUGGGCCGAAUACAAUCGCGGCUACUGGAGCGGCAUUUUCCGCACCCGCCCCAAUGGCACAGAACUGGAACACAUCAUCAAAGAUGGCAUUGGCAGUAAUGGCAUUCGAGGUCUUACCAUUGACUGGGUGGCUGGAAAUAUGUACUUCACCAAUGUCUAUCCCCACGAGAACUACGUCGAGGUCUGCUGGUUGGAUGGCAGUCACCGCAAGGUUUUGGUCAAGACCACCAACGAUGCCCCGCGCGAGCUGGCUGUUAAUCCCAUCAAACGUUUGCUCUACUGGAUCGAUUAUGGCCAAUAUCCACGCAUUGGCAAGGCCUACUUGGAUGGCAGCAAAUGGACGCCAGUGGUUACCUCGGGCAUAUCCAAUCCUCGCGAUUUGACGGUGGAUAUGCUGACGCAUGAUGUCUAUUGGGUAGACUCAAAACUGGAUACCAUACAAAAGAUUUCCUAUUCGGGAGGCAAUAGGCAGAUUAUUCGACGCAAUCUACCCAAUCCCAUGGGCAUAGCCAUCCACUUGGGUGAUGUCUACUGGGUGGAUCGCAAUCUGAUGACUGUGUUUAAGUCUUCAAAACUGCCUGGUAAUUCUUCGCUGCCCACCAAGGUGAGGACGAAUCUGGCCAAACUGCGCGACAUAGCCAUCUACAGCAUUAACAAUCAGCCCCAGGACGAAAGCAAUCCCUGCACCCGCUUGGGUAAUGGAGGCUGUGACCAACUCUGCUUCAGCUUCCCCGUGGACAAUGCCAACCCCUCCAACCUCAACUAUCGCUGCGAAUGUGCCACCGGUAAGCUGGCCGCCGAUAAACGCAAAUGUGAAACCGUCAAUGAGUAUCUGGUCUUUGCCACCCGCACCGAAAUCCGAGCCGUUAAUCUGGACCCCCGCUCCACCCAGAUACCCUUCACGCCCAUGACCAAUCUCACCAAUGUGGUGGGCCUGGACUUUGACUAUCACGACAAUCACAUGUUCUACACUCAAAUCCGUCCAUGGGCUAAGAUUGCCUACACCAAUGCCGAUAAACCUUCUGUGGACAGUGUGAAAGUCGUGCUGAGCAAGGGCAUUAAUCCCGAGGGCAUAUCCUACGAUUGGACCCAAAACAAGGUCUACUGGACUGAUAGCUCCAACAAUUCUAUAUAUGCCAUGAAUUUGGAUGGCAGUGACCUGGUGAUGAUUGCCCGUGUGGAAAGACCCAGAGCCAUAGUGUUGGAUCCCUGCAAUGGCACCCUGUACUUUACCGACUGGGGCAGAUUUGGCACUUCGGGCAAAAUCUUCAAGACCACCAUGGCUGGCUCGUUGAAGCGUGCCAUAGUGGAUAAGGAUUUGUCUCAACCCAGUGGUUUGGCCAUUGACUAUGACGAGCGUAAAUUGUACUGGACCGAUGCAGUGAGAGAGAAGAUUGAGCGUUCCGACUUGGAUGGUAAGAAUCGUGAACUCCUGGUGGCCGCCACCAUAUAUCCCUUCUCCAUUACGGUGUUCCGCAACUACAUCUACUGGACCGAUUUGCAAUUGAGAGGUGUCUACAGGGCGGAGAAGCAUACGGGAGCCAACAUGAUUGAGAUGGUUAAGCGUCUGGAAGAUUCUCCGCGCGACAUCAGGGUCUACAGUGCUGAGCGCCAGAAGUGCAGCGUCAAUCCUUGUCUCAUCAAUAAUGGUGGGUGUGCUCAAUCCUGCCACCCGGCACCCAAUGGCAAGGCUGAAUGCAAAUGCGAUGACAACUCCAAGGUGGUCAACGAGGGACGCAUGUGUGCUCCACGCAACAACACCUGCGAGGCUAGCAAAUUCUAUUGCCAAAAUGGCAAAUGCAUAUCACGCAUGUGGUCCUGCGAUGGUGACGAUGAUUGUGGCGAUAACUCCGAUGAAGAUCCCAACUACUGCGCCUAUCACUCCUGCUCGCCCAAUGAGUUCCGUUGCAACAAUGGCCGCUGCAUAUUCAAGAGCUGGAAAUGUGAUCACGAAAAUGACUGCAAAGAUGGGUCCGACGAAGUGGACUGCACCUAUCCUCCCUGUGUGGAUGGUGAAUUCACUUGCGGCAAUGGUCGCUGUAUACCCAUGUCUCAGGUGUGCAAUGGUGUAAAUGAUUGCAAGGACAAUGCCACCUCGGAUGAGACCCACGAAAGGUGCCCCACCAACACCACCUGCCCCGCCAAUCAUUUGAAAUGUGAGAAGACCAAUAUUUGUGUGGAACCCUAUUGGCUUUGUGAUGGUGACAAUGACUGCGGCGACAACUCCGAUGAAGAUCCUUUGCAUUGUGGCCAGAGAACUUGCCCCGCCAAUAGUUUCCGUUGUCCCAAUCAUCGUUGCAUACCAGCCACCUGGUAUUGUGAUGGCGAUGAUGAUUGUGGUGAUGGCGCCGACGAGCCUCCAGAGUAUUGCAAAUCCGAGGGUAGGACCUGCUUUGGCGACCUAUUCACUUGUGACAAUGGCAAUUGUAUACCCAGAAUUUACAUCUGUGAUGGUGACAAUGAUUGCUUGGAUAAUUCCGAUGAGGACAGCCGCCAUCAAUGCAAUGAACGUAAAUGUGAUGAAGAAACCGAAUUUACUUGUGUGGAGAACAAGUCCUGGGGACGUGCUCAAUGUAUACCCAAGAAAUGGAUAUGUGACGGGGAUCCCGAUUGUGUGGAUGGUGCCGAUGAAAAUGUUACCCUACACAAUUGUGCCACCCAGCAACCUUGUGGCGAUGAAAUGUACACCUGCGGCAAUGGCAGAUGUAUUAAUAAGGGCUGGGUUUGUGAUCAUGACAACGAUUGCGGCGAUGGCUCCGAUGAAGGCAAAUUCUGUAAUUCCAAAUACAAAACCUGCUCUGCUACUGAAUUCACUUGCCAAAAUUUCAAAUGUAUACGCAAUCAAUAUCGUUGUGAUGGUGAAGACGAUUGUGGUGAUCACUCGGAUGAGGUUGACUGUAAAAAGGAUAAUUCCACUUGUGCCACCGGCCAGUUUGCUUGCGCCAAUGGUCAAUGCAUUGACAUGUCUUUGGUGUGUAAUAAGGUUUCCGAUUGUACCGAUGAUUCUGAUGAACCGGCUCAUUGUAACGUGGAUGAGUGUGCCAAGGUGGAAAUCAAUCAAUGUGGUCACAAGUGUGUGGAUACACCGACAAGCUACUAUUGCGAUUGUAAUCAGGGUUACAAACUCUUAGCCGAUGGCAAAGCCUGCGCCGAUAUUGAUGAAUGUAUCGAACUACCUGGUGCAUGUUCACAACACUGUUCCAAUACACCUGGAAGUUUCUAUUGUAAGUGUGAUGAACGCUACUACGAACGUCAGUUGGAUGAGCAUACGUGCAAACGCAAAGACAAUACCUCGGCAUGGCUAAUCUUCACCAACAAAUACUAUGUGCGCAAUAUGUCAAUAGAUGGACACCAAUACAAUCUGAUGCAUCAGGACCUGAUGAAUGUUGUGGCCUUGGACUUUGAUAUUAAGGAUGAGCACAUGUACUUCUGUGAUGUCACCGCCAAGACGAUAUUCCGUUCUAAGUAUACAGAUGCCAGCGAGAAACCCACCAGAGAAGCUGUUAUACGUCACGACUCUCAUGGUCUGGAAGGCAUUGCCAUUGAUUGGGUGGGACGUAAGCUGUAUUGGUUGGAUCGACAUUCGAAGAAUCUCGAUGUGGCCGAAUUGGAUGGCACAAAACGUAAAACUUUGCGCAGCGGUGUUGUAGAUCCUCGAGCUAUUGUGGUGCAUCCGGGCAUAGGUUUUCUGUAUUUCACAUCGUGGCAUUUACAGGCCUACAUUGCCAAAAUGGGUAUGGAUGGCUCAAACUUUACACGCAUUCUCACCUGGGAAGAUGACAUAGCCUGGCCCAAUGCCUUGGCUAUUGACUAUUUUACUGAUCGCAUUUAUUGGGCCGAUGCUCAUUUGGAUUAUAUAGCCUAUGCUGAUUUGGAGGGACGUCACCGUCAUAUUGUCUUGUCCGGUGCCAAGGUGCCACAUGUAUUUGCCAUCUCCCUGUUCGAUGAUCAUUUGUAUUGGAGUGAUUGGAAUUUGAAGGCCAUUGCCAGGGCCAAUAAAUUCACCGGUGCUAACUUUACUGUGCUGCGCAAUACCACCCAUCGUCCCUAUGACAUUCACAUCAACCAUCCCUUGCGUCAGGUGCCCUACAAUAAUCCCUGUGGCUCAAACAAUGGUGGUUGCUCCCAUCUCUGCUUGAUUUCUCCUCCGCCAGAGUCAACGUAUCUCAACAUUGAGGGCUAUAUCGAAGAAGGUGCUCCCAGCUACAAGUGUGCUUGCCCCAAUCAAUUCUAUUUGGCUCGUGACAGCAAGACCUGCAUUGCCAAUUGCACCACUGGUCAACAUCGAUGUGGAGGUGAUGACGAAAAGUGUAUUCCAUGGUUCUGGAAAUGUGAUGGUGAAAAGGAUUGCAAGGAUGGUUCAGAUGAGCCCACCACCUGUCCGCAGCGUCAUUGCCGUGCCGGCACCUUCCAAUGUAAGAACACCAAUUGCACUCCUUCGGCCACCAUUUGCGAUGGCAUCGAUGAUUGCGGUGAUAACUCGGAUGAACAAAACUGUGAUCUGCCUUGUCCCGAUUCCGACUUCAAGUGUAAAUCCAGCGGUCGUUGUAUUUUGGACAGUUGGCGCUGUGACGGUGAUGCUGACUGCAAAGAUGGCUCCGAUGAAGAUCCAGCGGUGUGCCAUAAACGAACUUGUGAUCCCGAUACCGAAUUUAGCUGCAAGAAUGGCCGCUGCAUUCCCAAGUUAUGGAUGUGCGAUUUCGACAAUGAUUGUGGUGAUGAUUCCGAUGAGCCUGCCUACAUGUGCCGCCAACGCAAUUGCACCACCGGCUGGCAAAGAUGUCCUGGACAAUCCAACUACCGUUGCAUACCCAAGUGGCUGUUCUGUGAUGGCAAAGACGAUUGCCGCGACAACAGCGAUGAGCUGCCGGAGAAUUGUCCCUCUUGCAAUGCAGAGACGGAUUUCAAAUGUGGCAACAACAGAUGCAUACCAAAACAAUGGAUGUGCGACUUUGCCGAUGAUUGCGGUGAUGGCUCCGAUGAGAAUGAUGCCAUUUGUAAGGGCAAAUACCGCGAAUGCUCUGAAUCGGAAUUCCGUUGCGGCAAUGGCAAAUGCAUAUCUUCCCGUUGGCAAUGUGAUCACGAAGACGAUUGCGGUGAUAACUCUGAUGAGCUGAACUGCGAGGGCUUCCAAUGCAAGAAUGGCACCUUCCAGUGUGCCUCAGGCCAUUGUAUAGCCUCUUACUUCCGUUGUGAUGGUGACCGCGAUUGCCGUGAUAUGUCCGAUGAGAUGGGUUGUCCCCCACGCUUCCCCGGAGGCCGCUACUGUCCCGAAUCCCGCUUCCAGUGCAGCAAUAAUCUAUGCGUCUCCCCCUCGGAUCUGUGUGAUGGCACCGACGACUGUGGUGAUGGAUCCGACGAAGAUCCCAAGGUCUGUUCCGACUUCAAUUGUGAUACCCUGCGUAGAUUCCAAUGUGAUAAUCAUCGUUGUGUGGCUCGUUAUCAAAUCUGUGAUGGUGUGGAUAAUUGUGGUGAUGGCUCCGAUGAGAACAACAUGACCAUAUGUGCCUCCAAGGUCAAGCCCUGCGAUCUCUACACCCAAUAUCAAUGUGCCAACAAGAACUGUAUAGAGAGGGCCCAAGUUUGUGACUACUCUGAUGACUGUGGCGAUGCUUCGGAUGAAUUGGGUUGCCAUCAUAACAUGAGUUGCUUGGAUGACACUCGAGGUGGUUGCCAACAUCAUUGCCAUAAUCUUACCGAUGGUGGCUACAUAUGUGCCUGUUAUCCUGGCUAUAUCAUCUCGCAGGAUAACAAAAAGAAAUGUGUGGAUGUCGAUGAGUGUGCCACACGCCAGCAUACCUGCUCGCAUCAAUGUCAGAAUCUCAAUGGCACCUAUUCGUGCUCGUGUCGCGAAGGCUUCCGUUUGGUUGAUAGUUCCUCGGGUGUUUGCAAGGCCGACAAGGACGAUGUGGUGGUGAUAUUCUCUAAUGGUCCUGAGAUAAGAGCUUUGGAUCUGCAAAAGAAGGAGGAAUUCGAUGUGAUAUUGUCGGAGAAACGUAUAGAGGCCUUGGAUUAUCAUGCCGAGCAACAGAUUGUCUUCUGGGCCGAUAGCUAUGACAAGACCAUUAAACGCUCGUACAUGGUUAAUGCCGUCGAUGGUCAGGCACGCAUAGGUUUUGCCCAGGAUUUGAAUAUGAAGGGAGGUUCGAAGCCCACAGCUGUGGCGGUGGAUUGGUUGGCCAAUAAUCUAUACUGGGCUGAAGUUGACAGGACAGGUUCGAAACCUCGUGGUCGUGUUAUGGUGGCCACCACAGAUGGUCGUUACAGAAGAUCCAUUGUUAAUGCUGGCCUAGAGGUGCCCACCUCCAUUGCUGUCAAUCCACAAUUGGGUCGCAUUUACUGGUCUGAUGCAGGUUCUGCACCCAAAAUUGAGGUGUCCUGGAUGGAUGGCUCCAAACGGCGUCCCGUUAUUACCGAGGCCAUACGCCACCCCGCCGGUUUGACCAUUGACUAUGCCCAAGACCAUGUCAUCUAUUGGGUCGAUACAAAAUUGAAUGCCAUUGAGUCCAUGAAACCAGACGGCUCUGGCCGCAAGACCAUUGUAAAGAGUGAUCAGCUGAGACACCCUGUGUCACUGGAUAUCUUCGAGUCCAAUAUGUAUUGGGUCACACGUGACACUGGCGAACUAUUGAGACAGGAUAAAUUUGGUCGAGGUGUUCAAGUGGCUGUGCAUCGUAAUCUCGUCAAUCCUUCUGGCCUUAAAAUCUAUCAUGAGAAGCGUUAUAAUACCUCUCUAAAGGAUCCCUGCUAUGGUUCAAGUUGCUCCCAUUUGUGUCUUUUGGUGCCUGGUGGCCAUCGUUGUGCCUGCCCUGAUAGUUCGGGAGCAUUACCCUCACAUCGCAGCACCAUGGAAGUGAUUUGUGAUGCUGCCGCAGAAAGGCCAAGACCAUCGCCCCGCAUAUGCCCUUGCCAGAAUGGUGGUUUCUGUGUAGAGGAUAACAAUGGCGAGUUGAUGUGUGAGUGUUUGGGUGACUUCAAGGGCGAUCAUUGUGAGCAAAAUGCCGCUGGCAUGUUUGGCCAUGGUGGUGCUAAUGUAACGGCUGUAGUGGUGCCCAUUAUGGUGAUUCUAUUGGUGCUUUUGGCCGCUGGUGGUGUUUGGUUUGUGAUACGCAAAAAGCCAUUUGGAAAAUUGGCUCGUUUGCCUACAUUAACCUCAUCGCAAAGUGUUACCUUCCGCCAAGGCACAAAUGUUGAGUUCAAUGCUCCUGGCUUCCCAGGACCUAAUGCGCCAGUUGGUACCACAACGGGCGAUGUUGCUCCAUUGGAAGGUUACAAUUUACAAACGGUAAAUACGGGUAAGACCCGUGAUUUCUCCAAUCCCAUGUACGAUGCCGUACAAUCGGGUGCAACAGAUCCAAGCAUAAGCAAUGGAUCAGGAAUUUAUGAAGUGCCACACGAUCCCUCCAAAAUUAAACCCAUCGGUCCAUUUACGGAACCUGUAUCAGCCAUUUUAGCACCUAGCAGUAUAACGCACAAAUCCUCACCCCAAUUACAAUUAAGAACCCGCGAAUUAGAUCCAUCCGCCGACAAUGGCAAAGAUACCCAGUAUUUGGUGGAAGAAGAUAAGUCUGAAUGCUGAUAUAAACCCUAACAUCAGAUUUUAGCUACGGCAACAACAAUAACACUAACAACCUGUGGAACAACUACGAUAAAGAGAACAAAUUUAAAUUUAAUUUAACACUCCACCACCACCACUACCACCAACCACACAGCAACAAAACACACCAAUCACAAAUACAACAACAACAACAAAAACAAAUCAUCACAGCAUUGCGUGAUGUAAAUAAAACGAAAAUUUAGAAAACUUCAAAACCAACCAAGAAACAAGCAACAACAAAAACAUACCUACACAUACACACACACAGAGAAAACAAGAAACUAUAUAAAUUAUUUAUAUAUACAUACUUUUUAUAUAAAUAUAUAGCUAUGUAAGCAUACAUAAGGAAAGGAAAAACUAAAAAAUGGAAAACAAACAAACAUGUAAAGAAAAAAAAACACAGAAAAAGACAAAGGACAAGAAAAAAACAAAAAAUCCAAAAACAUAUCUUUGAUGUAUAACAGCAGAACAAAAACAAAGCAAACAAGACAAAAACUCAAUUGAACUUAACGGUUAAGUUUGAAAACAUACACAAAACAAAAGCAAAACCCAACACACCAACACACACUCUCCACACCACCGCCUAUGCGUUGAUGCCUAAACAAAAUACAACACUGUACAGAGGUGAGGUGAGGUGAGUAAAUGAAUGCAACCCAAUUGAGCGCUGUAGUUUCAAUGUGUGGUGAUUUUUUCUUCUUUUGUAUAAACACAACGGUUAAAAUUGGGAAGCGAAUUCAAAUGUUUAUUUAUAUAUAUAUAUAAAAAAAAAAUGGAAAAAGACAAUAUUUAAACAAAAAAAAAGCAAAAUUUGUGUAUUUUGUAAAAACAAGACAAAAGCUAAGCAGAAAAACAAAAAUCUUUCAAGCUAUAGAACAAAAAACCUAAAAUAAAAUCUAUGUAAAAACGAAAAACAAAAACUAAAUGGAAAAAAGAAAUAGUUUUCUAAAUAUUUUAUAUAUUUUUUAUAAAAAAACAAAAACAAAUGCAGCAAGCAAAAAAAGCCCAAAACAAAAAAUCUACUACAAACAACCAGAAAACUAGAACAAAAAUGUAAGAAGCCUAGCAAGAUUAUAAAAGUUAAAAACAAAUUAUUUGUUUAAAAAAUUUUUGUUUUUUUUCAAUGCCUUUUUAAACAGAUAUUGUUUCUAAGCCAGCAUAAAAUUAGGUAUUUACACCACAUUAUCAAUCUAUUGAGAAAAAUAUAGCUUUUUCGGAAAAUCCAAUUUCUGUUACAAUUUAGAACAAUAAAAGUUUUGUAUUUAGAACCCUCAAUUUUAAAAAUUUAAAAGUACCUGUGUAAUGUACAAUGGGAUUUAAGAGAGACAGGAGAUAUUUUUGGCAUUUUACAUUAAAAAACAAAAAUAACUUUCUUAAAAAAACAAUUUUUUUGCAAAUUUUUUAAAGAAUCUAAUCGACAUUUAUAUUUUCUACAAAUAGCAAAUUUUAUAAAAAUUUACUAUAAUUGGUAAAUUUUGUUAAAAAAAUAUUUCGGCAUAGUUUGAAAAUUUUUUCUGCUACACCCAAACAUCACAUUUUCAAUGACAUCACAUUUACUUUCAUGGGAAUAUGCCAAACUUCAUUAUUCCCUAAAAAAACCAAAUUUUUAAAAACCCUUCCUUUUAAGCCCAGAUACAUUACGCAGUUGUUAAAAAAAAAAUAUUUACAAAAUUGGGUUUGUUGUUUCUUUUUUAAUUUACCCUCUAUGUAUGUUAGUCUGAAGGAAACUGUUUUGAUACUUUUUCUAUUAUUUGUUUUCAAAAAAAAAUCCAUAAAAAUUGUUUUCAAGUUGUGAAUUAUACAUAAAAAACAUACACAAACUUUUAUUUACCAUUAAAACCCCAAAAAACAAGAACAAAAAAUUAUAUCAAAAAUAUUUUACAUAAUAUUUUUUUGUAUGUGUCUUAUUAAGUUUUUUUUUAAAACUUUUUAUUAAGUUUGUAUUUGUAAUAUCUCUUUAAACAAAACAAAAAAAAAACGUAAAAGAAAGCAUUCCUUUAAUAUUUUUAUUUACAUAGUAUUUUUUUUGUUUUUAUUAUAAUUAUUAUGCUAUAACGGUAAUUAUUAUUUUAUGUCUUUAUUUUUAAUAAAAUUAAAACGUCAAACAUCACUUGGAGGAGAGAAACCACAAAGAAGUUAAAAACCGAAAAAAUGAAAAAAUCCAGCAUUUAAAUGAAAUCACCUAUGACUUUCUCCCUCUCAUUAUUCUAUUCUCUCUCUCUCUCUCUCUCUCACUCACUGUUUUCUAUAUGUUGUGAAAGAGCAAAAAGCCUAGCUUUCUCUUUCACCAAGCAAUUCAUUUAAUUUGUAUCCUCUUUGACACCCCCUUUUUUCUUAUAUAAUAUAUUUUUAAUUGACUUUUGCAAUAUUUAUGUCAUCACAAAGAAAAUGUUUUAAA
Messenger RNA from Stomoxys calcitrans (stable fly), 17912 nucleotides. It is a transcript of the gene mgl, whose product is annotated as low-density lipoprotein receptor-related protein 2. The transcript is spliced from 15 exons. Gene Ontology annotation, molecular function: calcium ion binding; protein binding. Lineage: Eukaryota; Metazoa; Arthropoda; Insecta; Diptera; Muscidae. Bases 1142 to 15499 code for a protein of 4785 amino acids. The record is from RefSeq and is a predicted model, not a curated record.